AUGGAGAAGAAGGAGCCUGAUUCUGAGGGUGGCCAGCUUCGCCGCCUUGAUUCACACCGCGUCCCUGGUAAAUGCACUGUGCAUUUGAGGUACAAGAAUUUCAAUUCAGUACUCCAGACAGUCCACGAGCAGUUCUCUGCUUUGGAUGCAGCAAGCUCUAUUGACACCGCUGAGUUUGAAUGGGGUUCUAUUGGAGGUGACAUUCACAAUGCAGGGCGCUAUUGUGUGGUAGGCCGCAAGCGUUCUGAAGCAGAGCGUGGGGAGAUUACAAGCGUCACAGAGGACAAGUCUGGUGCAACAUGGGUGGAGCUCAACGUGCAGCUGCUUCAAGUGACAGUUCGAGGUCGAUAUGUGACCCCACUGGAGGAGGAGACCUCUGGGCACUCGGACUUCAGGGACAUUCUUCGUCUCCGUGGCCGGGAAGCAAAAACGGUGCAAUGUGCAGCGCUCCUUUCAACUGAUCUUGUGAAGGUGAGGGAGCUGCUGUCCUUUCCAUUCAGGACACUUCAUUGGAUGGAGCGUCCAAGCAAUGCACUUCCUGUGCUGACAGAUGCAGACCGUAUCUAUGACGUCGAGGAUUUAGAUGCAUCAGAGGGCUUCAUCGCCGAACUCUUUGAGCCAGUGCGACGGCAAUUCUUUGCCCAACCAGUUGUGCCUCAGGACAUUCUCUUUUUCCUCCAGGAAGAAAUUCCAGAAGGAGCAGCUGUGGCUAUGCUGACAGGGGUGCAUCCCAGGAUUCGUGGACGCGUGUGGAAAGAGGUUUUGGUAUUCCGGGAGCUCCGUGUUGUUCACAUCUAUGGCAUCCUGAACUAUGGUGGACAGUGCUACCGGCGACUGGAGUACACGACGAACUGCAAGUACGCAUUGUCAGGCCUGCAGCCGGCUUUCCAGAAUCGACCAUCACCGUGGCCAGAAUGGGGACGUCAUCAGGCUGGCAAACCAGAGACUGAGCCCAAGAAUUUCCCUCCGAGUGUCGUACUUUCACGAACCCUGGUGCGUCGCACACCAAGCAAAGGAACUGGGGAAGAUGGGCGGGAACCACUGGACGAUACAGAGCAAUGGUCUGAUGGGGAUGUCAGCGAGGAGGAGGAUGAUGAAGGUGAACGAACAGUGUGGGAACGAGCACAACGCGAAGGGGAGCAGUAUUUGCCCCAGCGAGUUCUGGAGGGACUUCUUCCUGAAGCACUUCUGAAGACAUAUCGCUUUUACCAGACCAACUCGUGGCCCCAUCGUGUGAUCCAUGGGUACAAGUUGAACGAGCAGAAGGAAGAGGAGGAGGAAUCUGGAACCCCGCAGCACUUUGUGGAGGUCCGGCUGAUCAAAUGUGCUGAAGUCAUUCCUACCAGGAGUCGGGGUUGGCAAGCGACGGUUGCCUUACAUUGCCCUGGUCGACCAACUUACUAUCUACUGAACUUGCUCUAUGCUUCAGAGGGUACGCCUUUGCAUUCUCUGGCUCGCACGCUAACUCGGUUCGAGGACUUGUCCCACAUCCUUGCUUGGACAAGCGUUGAUCCGCAGUCCUCCAAGACAAAGCCGUCCAUCGACCUUGUUGAGCUUCCGCGGCUGGCGGUGAAUUUCAAGUCUAUUCACAAAGGCCUAAAGCAUUUCCUGCAAAGCUGCAUUUGGAUUCAGAAGGUGGGCGGUAGGCUUCGUAUUUGUUCUGAUGAGCGAAAGCGGCGAGAGUUGAUCCGUGCGGAGGUGAAGGUCGGGCUUUGGUAA
Molecule: messenger RNA, 1719 nt
Organism: Durusdinium trenchii
Lineage: Eukaryota; Dinophyceae; Suessiales; Symbiodiniaceae
Source: the annotation of a GenBank genome assembly